Myripristis murdjan (pinecone soldierfish) is the source of this 6572-nucleotide messenger RNA. RefSeq names its product ubiquitin protein ligase E3 component n-recognin 1 (gene ubr1). The coding region runs from base 1 to 5220 and encodes 1739 amino acids. NCBI's taxonomy places the organism in Eukaryota, Metazoa, Chordata, Actinopteri, Holocentriformes, Holocentridae. The record is from RefSeq and is a predicted model, not a curated record. Gene Ontology annotation, molecular function: zinc ion binding; ubiquitin protein ligase activity. Gene Ontology annotation, biological process: ubiquitin-dependent protein catabolic process via the N-end rule pathway; protein ubiquitination. The transcript is spliced from 46 exons. Gene Ontology annotation, cellular component: cytoplasm; ubiquitin ligase complex.
AUGGCGGAAGGUGAGAAAUCCUUAAACGGGCUGGAGCUCAGCAAGGAAUGGCGGGAAGCUGUGGACAGUGCGGCCGAGCUGCUGCGCUACCUGAGGGAGCAGGUGCCACAGAUCUACUGCCUGGAGAAGGAGUCCAGCCCCCAGGAGGAGGAGGAGCUGGUGCAGAACCGGCUCCUCCACCCUCUGGAGUGUUUCCUGUUUGGAGAGGAUCCUCAGGAGGGCCUGGAGAAGCUCAAGCAGGGCAGCACCUCCUCCCAGCUUUGUGGACGUGUCUUCAAAGAGGGAGAGACGGUUUACUCCUGCAGGGACUGUGCAAUAGAUCCCACUUGUGUGCUGUGUAUGGACUGCUUCCAGGAUAGUGUGCACAAAGGCCAUCGCUAUAAGAUGCACGCAUCAUCAGGCGGGGGGUUCUGUGAUUGCGGGGAUGUAGAAGCCUGGAAGAUCGGCCCCUGCUGCUCCAAACAUGACCCAGGGGUCACCGCUUCCAUGGUAACGGAUGAGUGUGUGUUGGAGCCGGGCUUGUAUGAGUGUGCUAAGAAGCUGUUCCAGGUGCUGUUGCACUACAUCACUGAUCUCUUGGUCUGGGAGGAAAGCUUUGAGCUAUCAGGAGAACUGCAGCCCAGGGUGAAGGAGGAUGCAUACUACUGUGUACUGUACAACGACGAGCACCAUUCCUAUGAGCAUGUGAUCUACACCUUGCAGCGAUCUGUCAACUGUGAUCUCGCUGAAGCACAGACGCAGACAGCACUCAUAGACAAAGAGGGUCGGCGGGCUGUGAAAAAAGGAACCCUUCGUUCCUGCCAGCAAGCAAAAGACCUCAUCAAGUCCAACUCUGAGCACAUUUCCCUGCAGCCGCUGCGAGUAGAGAUCCUCCACUCAGCUGUAAUGGCUCAUCAAAGUUUCGCUCUGCGCCUCGGCUCCUGGUUCCAACAGAUUAUUGGUUACUCAGUGGGCUUCAGGCAGGCCUUCUGCCAGGUGGCACUGGAGCCCAGCACAGAGCGAGACCGGCCCUGCCUCAUCAGCAGACUCAUGCUGCACGAUGCCAGGAUGUACAAAGGAGCUCGCAAGAUAGUGCAUGAACUGAUUUUCUGUAGUCUGCUGAUGGAGACAGAGUGCAAGAGGCUUUUUGCAAUUGAGUUUACCAAGCAUUAUAAGCAACUACAAAAGGACUUUAUCAAUGAUGACCAUGAGAGGAGUAUAUCCAUCACUGCUCUGUCUGUGCAGAUCUUCACUGUACCCACACUGGCCAGGCAGCUGAUCGAGGAGGGCAAUGUUAUUAAGGUGAUAGUUGACACGGUCAUGGAUUUGCUGCGUGAACACCUAGACGCCAACAACCGCUUCCACUUCCAGGGCUACAACUCCGACAAGUUCUUCCGCAUCCAGGUCAUCUUCCACGACCUCAGGUAUAUUCUGAUCAGUAAGCCCUCAUUGUGGACCGAAGAGCUCAGGAAACAGUUCCUAGAAGGCUUCAAAGUCUUUCUUGGGCUCCUCAACUGCAUGCAGGGUAUGGAGGAGGUGAAGCGGCAGUUUGGUCAGCACAUUGAGGUAGAGCCAGAAUGGGAAGCUGGCUUUUCUAUCCAGAUCCAGCUCCGCCACAUUCUUGCCAUGUUUCAGGACUGGUGCUCAUGUGAUGACAAGAUCUUGCUCCUUGCAUUUGAGGAGUGCCUCAAAGCCUUGCUGCGCUGCAAUAACCAGCCCUUCCACAGCGAGGCCACUGACUACUACAUGUGCAAACAUAUCCUCCAUGUCCGUCCAUACAAAGUGUCUCAGGAGCCUGUCAGCAUACAUCUGCCCAUCUCCCGGCUGCUUGCUAGCUUAUAUGUGCACCUGUGUAGAAUGGGGACGAUGGAACGCCUGCAAGAAUCAGUGGAUCCUGAGAGCUUUGACUACACUCAGUUUGUAGAGUACCCUCUGCGCUGUGUGGUGCUGGCCGCCCAGGUCACCGCUGAAAUGUGGCGCAGGAACGGCCUCUCAUUGGUCAGCCAGAUUUAUUACUAUCAGGAUGUGAAAUGCAGGGACGAGAUGUAUGAUAAGGACAUUCUCAUGCUUCAGAUAGCUGCUUCCAAAAUGGACCCUAACCACUUUCUCAUGCUGAUCUUGUUGAGAUUUGAGCUCUUUGAAAUUUUUAAUGGGAGUUGUUCAAGCAAAGACCAGGAAAUCUUGAAACAGUGGAAUCGACUUACAGAAGAAAUGCUCUACCUUCUGAUCAUCAUCGUUGGUGAGCGUUAUGUCCCAGGGAUCAGCCAGGUGACCAAAGAGGACGUGACAAUGAGGGAGGUUAUCCACCUGCUGUGCAUUGAGCCCAUGGCUCAUAGCAGCCUGGUCAAAGGCCUGCCAGAGAAUGAGAGCCAUGAAACAGGCUUGGAGACUGUCAUUUCCAAAGUUGCCAACUUUAAAAAACCGGGUGUAUCAGGGCACGGCUUAUAUGAAGUCAAAAAGGAAUGUCUGGCAGAAUUCAACCCUUUCUUCUACCACUAUUCAAAAUCCCAGCACAGCAAGGCAGAGGAUUCUCAGAAGAAGAGGAGAGCUCAGGAAGGCAAUGAUAAAGCUCUGCGUCCUCCGGUACCUCCACCCUUCUGCCCAGCCUUCUCCAGCAUCGUGCGCCUGCUCUGCUGCGACGUUCUCAUCCACGUUUUGAGACGAGUCCUGCAGAGAGCUGUGGAGGACCGGGCCGCUCAGUGGACAGAGGCCAUGAUCCAGAGGGCUCUGCACUUGAUAGGUCAGGGGCUGCUGGAGGAGAAGACUCAGCUUGAGGACAGCACUGUGGAGGAGGUGACCUUUGAUUUCAGCCUCAAGGCACGCAGAAUCGGCUCUGAACACGGCAAAUCUGUCUUCCACUUGCUGUCCAAGGUCAAAGCUGUUCCUUCCCUUGAAGCGCAGAAAGACAUGAUCAAGUGGAUUCUGCAGAUGUUUGAGGUGGUCAAGUGCCUUAGAGAGAAGUCAAGUCCCACAGCCUCCAUGAGCAUGGAAACAACCAAACCAGAAGAGAGCGCCCAGGACAAAGAGAAAGCCGAGCGCAAGAGGAAGGCGGAGGCAGCCAAACUCCACCGGCAGAAGAUCAUGGCUCAGAUGUCGGCGAUGCAGAAGAACUUCAUAGAGUCCAACAAGAUGCUGUAUGAGAACAUGCCAGAGAGUGGCGUGCAGGGGGAGCCUGUCACAACUACUGAAAGCUGUGCCAUGGAGCAGAAGGAGCUGUGUGUAGCAGUCGGGCCGCACCGGGGCUCCACCCCAACCGAGAGGGAGGUGCUCACCUGCAUUCUUUGCCAGGAGGAGCAGGAGGUGGCAGCCCAGGCUCCCGCCAUGGUGCUGACUGCCUGCGUGCAGCGGUCCACAGUGCUGACACAGUGCAGGGGAAAGACGCUGAGCAACAAAGCAGAAGGAUCAUCAUAUCCCCUCUUCAUGCCACCUGAACUGGCGGUGGGGACCCACAUUGGUACCUGUGGUCAUGUCAUGCACGCCACCUGUUGGCAGAAAUAUUUUGAGGCAAUCCAGAACACUACCAGAAACCGGCUCCACGCUGAGCUGAUCAUCGACCUGGAAAACGGGGAGUACCUGUGCCCCCUCUGCAAGUCUCUGUGCAAUACCGUGGUCCCUCUCAUCCCGCUGGAACCACUCACACUCAACUAUGAGAAUGCAGAGAUAGUCGGGCAGCAUCUGAGCCUGUCCCGCUGGAUCCAGAUCCUGUCGGCCAGAAUUAAAGGACUCAAGUCAGUCAGUCAGGACACUGAGAGUAACAGCGAUGAUGGAGACUUGGGGCUUUGUGGAGAGGGCCAACCGGACUUCAGAUCCAUCCUCAGCUUUGGAGUGCAAGAGCCGAGGAAGUUCUCGGACAGCAUAGCGGAGAUGCUGGUGGUUUGUGCCACCACAGUGCACAGGGUGGGACUGCAGACGGCACCCAACGAGCUGUGUCCGUAUGUGCCCGUUAUGGCUUGGAACACCUGUGCCUUCACCAUUCAGGCCAUAGAAAACAUAUUGCAAGGAGAGGACAAGCCACUUUUUGGGUCCUUACAAAACAGACAGUUAGCAGGUCUGAAGGCAGCUGUUCAGUUUUCAGCAGCGCAGAGACUUAAGAGCUCCCAGGCGGUCGUCCAGAGGCAUUUCACAGACAUGUUGGGAGUCUUGUUACCGGCCUUGGGAAGAGAGAACACCCCCUCUCUUCUGGAAGUGGACUUCUUCCAUCUUUUGGUGGGGUUGGUGUUAUCUGUUCCUUCCCUGUACCAAGAGGAGGCAGUAGACUUACAGCCGUCUUCUGUCAGCUCUGCUUACAACCACCUGCAUAUCCUGCACCUGGUCACCAUGGCUCACCUGCUGCAGGUCAUCCUCUCCUCAACAGAUUUCCCUGCAGUGGCGGGUGGAGAGGAGGGAGAGGAAGCCAGAGCGGCAGCAGAGCUUUACGCCACAGUGUCACAACACACUGAAGGGAGGCUGAGUCCUGAUGUGUCUGGCAGCUCUGUGGCAGACAGAGUGAGGAGAGGGAUUACACCUUUCCUGCGCUGUGCCGCUCUCUUUUUCAAUGGCCUUACAGGAGUGCCUCCUCCAGAGGAGCUCUCCAGUACUGCUGUUACCUCUCAAGGGCAGAUGGAGGCGCUGUGCAGUUACUUGGCGUUACCUCCCAACGUGUUCCAGCUGUUCCAGGAGCACAAAGAAACUGUUACCCCACUGCUAGAGAGUUGGUGUGGGAGCUCAGCUAUAACCAAAGUCCUAAAAGGCGAAAUCCAGACAAUCAGAUACCCCAGGAGAAGGAAUCAUUUGAUUGAGCUGCCUGAGGAUUACAGUGCCCUCCUCAAUCAAGCCAGUCAUUUUCAGUGUCCCAAGUCUACUGAUGACGACAGGAAGCACCCCACCCUGUGCCUGUUCUGUGGGGUCAUGCUGUGCUCGCAGAGCGUCUGCUGUCAGACUCAGCUGGACGGGGAUGAUGUGGGAGCCUGCACCGCCCACGCUGCCACCUGUGGAGCUGGAGUAGGCAUGUUCCUCAGGAUAAGAGAGUGUGAGGUCAUUCUGAUGGCCAGUAAGACCCGUGGUAGCACUUACCCCGCCCCUUACCUUGAUGAUUAUGGGGAGACUGACCCUCAGCUUGGAAGAGGCAAUCCAUUGCACCUCUGCCCUGAACGCUACAGGAAGCUGAACCAGCUGUGGCAGCAGCACUGCAUCCUGGAGGAGAUCGCCCGCAGCCUGGAGGUGGUCAACAUCAUGUUCGCCUUCGAGUGGCAGAUGUUGUGAUGGCCAGGUCAGGCCAGGACGUGAAGGGCACAGCCAUAGAACAUAGUCUGCUGCAAUGCUCCAGAGACACACACACACACAAGCACACACACAUAAUCACACUCACAAACAGCCCUCCAGUCUUUGAUUGAAGAAGCCCUGAGCAGCCAAUCCCUCCCUGAUGAAACCCCUGCUGGAUUCCACAUAGCUGGGAGGGGAGGAGGAGGAUGUGGACGAUGAAUCAUGAGCAAACCCAAGUCGCCUUGUUUUAUUUUGAUUGUCUGCAGUGAGAAUGAGUUUCUCCUAGAAUAAUCAUGUGUCCAAAGAGGCUCAUUCAAAUAAAGACAAACACUAAGAUACACACCAACACGUUUCUGUUAUCAUCGUAUGUAUGUGAUGACUUUCCUAGGUAAUGCUGUGAAUUUUCUGCAUUCUCUUUUGUGUUAGGAGUUAUUAUUUGGCAUAAGUUAUAUGAGAUUGAAAUCUGCUGUUUUGCAACGGGCAGAUGAGAAGAGAUGCUCUUUAGAGAAAAAAAAUGGGAGGGGAGGUGGUCAGGGGAUUAUACAUGUUUUUAUUUCUGCGCAUUAAUGCAUUAGAUGGUCCAAUAGGCAGAGCCCGAUGUUACUGACCAUCACCCUUAUUCAGUUAUAUAUAUUUAUAUAUAUAUUAGAUAAAACAUUUAUAGGAAAUUACUUAAUUUUCAAAACUAUAUCCAGAAAUAAUUCAGUACUUUCCUGUAACAAUGGUACAGCUUGUUUGGUGAAUUCUUGUUUGAAGAUCUAUUUGCAGAUAAUGAUAGGUGGCAUUUUGGCACCAGAGGUCAGCCCUAUGAUGGGCAUUUUACAAUUUUCAUCACAAGUACUCACUGAGUUUGAGCUCCAACACAAAAAUGGCAUGAGAUCAUGUGUACCUCUGUGUAUGACAUUGUGAGAUACCCUGGUCAGACAGAAGAAGUCACUGGAUGUUUACGAUGUUUGCAUAAUGUCUUUAAAAAUUGUUUAAGGGACCAUUGUCAGGUGUCGGAUUAUUAUAGACAUAUUUCACCUUGCAUAGAGUGUUUUACUUAUGCUUGGAUACAUAACUACCAGGAAUGGCCUACUAGCUGCAUAACUAUAAUUGAUGAACUCUUCAAAAACAGAAUUUAACAAGUAAAUCAUUAUGUCAAUAUUCUAUUUAUAAAAAAAAUAUGUACAUUUUAUUAAACAAUCUACAAUAUAAGGUACUAUGAUAUCUUUUCAGUUGCUCCAUUCACAACUGUAUAACUUUUUCAGGAAAAUAAAAAUGUGCAUAUUUUUUUUCUUCCUUUUGUGUUGCUCGAUUGUGCUAAAUGACUUCCAGGCUGUUGAAAUAAAGACACUAGCCUAUCUGCUGAA